CAUGGACGUGAAAAUGGAGAAGCUCGAGCGAGAGCUGGAGGAAUUCCUUGCUGACUGCAGAAAGCAAAAGUUCAGCGAUGAAGAAAUGCGUUUUAUAUGCCAGCCAAUCGUUUGGUACUUUCGUCGAUUGACUAUCCGACGCUGGAUUCUAUGGUUCUUUCUGCCCAUCCUGGUGGUCUAUUUGUUAUGGAACUAUUGCGACACCUGUGCUUGGUCAGCCAGUGCUGUGGGUCGAUUGCUGCUCAUCCAGCUGCUGCCCUAUUGGGACUGGACUCCAUAUUACUACAACAGGUGCUUGAUUGAACGAGCGGAGCCAGCGGACAGUAAAAUCAAUGAGCCCAAGCCUCUGGGCAGGCACGAGACGCUCUGGGAAAACUGUGUGCUCUGCGAAUCGCUAAAUACAAUUCCUAUAGCUUCCAAUGUGAGUUACUCCAUGCUGGAAAUAGAGUAUCUGGAGCGAGGAUUACCCGUCAUCGUCACAGAUUGUCAGGUGCAGCAAGAUUUGGAUAGUUUGCUGCAGCGUAUAAACGAUAAGACGCCUCAACUGCUAAACAGCAAACCCUGCGAUGUAUCCACGAAUCUGCUAUUGAGGCAUCUCUUCAAUAUUGAUUCGGCGCUUGAGAAAAUCAGUGGAUAUCAAGCAACAGCUUCCUCAAUGGCUUGGCAUCUGCAGUUCCGCAACUGCGAUACGAAGAGUGUGAAGGCAUCAAGAGUCUAUGCACCUCGACCUUAUUACUAUCCACGUCAUCUGGAACCCUUCUACUCCAGCUGGUUGCUGAUGGCGCACAACACGCGUCGUCCGCUGCAGGAAAUCUAUGUGCGUGGUUUGAUCUUUGUGCAACAGCUUAGCGGACACUUUGAACUGCGUUUACGUCCCAAGCAGCCUUGCGAUGGAAACGUUUGUCCCAAUCUCAGCUUACGUCUGUCUGCUAGUGAAUGUCUGGUCUACUCCACGGAUCUCUGGCGACUCAGCUAUGGGCUGCAGAAGCCUGAUCCUAGGAACAGCUCCGUAGCCACAGUGCUCGAGGUGGACUGGGAGCGAUAAUGAAGCUGGCUUUCAAUUGUGUGCUGUUCAAUGCUAAUUGUUUCUAUUGACCAAUACUCCUUUCGAUCACGGUUGUCUC
Messenger RNA from Drosophila albomicans, 1124 nucleotides. RefSeq lists its product as uncharacterized. The transcript is spliced from 2 exons. The record is from RefSeq and is a predicted model, not a curated record. NCBI's taxonomy places the organism in Eukaryota, Metazoa, Arthropoda, Insecta, Diptera, Drosophilidae. Bases 2 to 1045 code for a protein of 347 amino acids.